AUGGUUAGAAAGCCUGUGGUGUCCACCAUCUCCAAUGGGGCUUACCUGCAGGGCAGUGUUAAUGGGAGGCUGCCUGCCCUGGGCGGCAAGGAGCCACCUGGGCAGGAGAAAGUUGUGCUGAAGAAGAAAAUCACUCUGUUGAGAGGAAUCUCCAUCAUCAUUGGCACCAUCAUCGGAGCAGGAAUCUUCAUCUCUCCUAAGGGCGUGCUCCAGAACACAGGCAGCGUGGGCUUGUCCCUGGUGGUCUGGACGGUCUGUGGGGUUCUGUCACUGUUUGGAGCCUUGUCCUAUGCUGAACUGGGAACUAGUAUAAAGAAAUCUGGUGGUCAUUACACAUAUAUUCUAGAAGUCUUUGGCCCAUUACCAGCUUUUGUGCGAGUCUGGGUAGAACUGCUCAUUAUACGCCCUGCAGCCACUGCUGUGAUAUCUCUGGCAUUUGGACGCUAUAUUCUGGAACCAUUUUUUAUUCACUGUGAAAUUCCUGAACUUGCGAUCAAGCUCAUUACAGCUGUGGGCAUAACUGUGGUGAUGGUCCUAAAUAGCAUGAGUGUCAGUUGGAGUGCCCGGAUCCAGAUUUUCCUAACCUUUUGCAAGCUUACAGCAAUUCUGAUAAUUAUAGUCCCUGGAGUGAUGCAGCUAAUUAAAGGGCAAACACAGUAUUUUAAAGAUGCCUUUUCAGGAAGAGAUGCAAGUAUUAUGCGAUUGCCAUUGGCGUUUUAUUAUGGAAUGUAUGCGUAUGCUGGCUGGUUUUAUCUCAACUUUGUUACUGAAGAAGUAGAAAAUCCUGAAAAAACCAUCCCCCUUGCAAUAUGUAUAUCCAUGACCAUCGUCACUGUUGGCUACGUGCUAACAAACGUGGCCUACUUCACAACCAUUAGUGCCGAGGAACUGAUGCUUUCAAAUGCAGUGGCCGUGACCUUUUCUGAGCGGCUCCUGGGAAAUUUCUCAUUAGCAGUUCCGAUCUUUGUUGCCCUCUCCUGCUUUGGCUCCAUGAAUGGUGGUGUGUUUGCUGUCUCCAGGUUAUUCUAUGUUGCAUCCCGGGAGGGUCACCUUCCAGAAAUCCUCUCCAUGAUUCACAUCCGGAAGCAUACUCCUCUGCCAGCUGUUAUUGUUUUGCACCCUUUGACAAUGAUAAUGCUCUUCUCUGGAGACCUCUACAGUCUUCUGAAUUUCCUCAGUUUUGCCAGGUGGCUUUUUAUUGGGCUGGCAGUUGCUGGGCUGAUUUAUCUUCGAUACAAACGCCCAGAUAUGCAUCGUCCUUUCAAGGUGCCGCUGUUCAUCCCAGCUUUGUUUUCCUUCACGUGUCUCUUCAUGGUGGCCCUUUCCCUUUAUUCAGAUCCAUUUAGUACAGGGAUCGGCUUCAUCAUCACUCUGACUGGGAUUCCUGCCUACUAUCUCUUUAUUAUAUGGGACAAGAAACCCAAGUGGUUCAGAAGAAUGUCAGACAUUAUAACCAGAACAUUACAAAUAAUACUGGAAGUUGUGCCAGAAGAAGAUUGCCAUAAACUAUGA
Messenger RNA from Budorcas taxicolor (takin), 1512 nucleotides. It is a transcript of the gene SLC7A11, whose product is annotated as solute carrier family 7 member 11. The transcript has 12 exons. Gene Ontology annotation, molecular function: L-amino acid transmembrane transporter activity. Lineage: Eukaryota; Metazoa; Chordata; Mammalia; Artiodactyla; Bovidae. The coding region runs from base 1 to 1512 and encodes 503 amino acids. The record is from RefSeq and is a predicted model, not a curated record. Gene Ontology annotation, biological process: amino acid transmembrane transport. Gene Ontology annotation, cellular component: membrane.